AUGUUCUUCGGGAGCUGUGUGUGGAUAUUUGGUUUUUUAUUGUGUGGAUCUGUUCGAGCUGCUACAAAUACUUAUGAGGACGAGGUGUUGGGAAGGAAUGAGAGCAGAUCGCGAAUUUUGUCUAGAAGUAAAAGAUACUUAGUGUUUCCAACUGGCAGCUCUCUUCAAUUAGUUUUCUGUGUUCAAACAUCAGCACUUAUAACUAUUGGGGAUAUUUUUCUAUAUGGUAAUACUGCUGCUUUGGCAUGGAAUUUGCCAACCGAUCCAAAACUACUUCUUAUGCUGAAAGAUCACGAGAAAUAUUCUAACCGGAGAUCCGAUGACAGAACUAUGUACUAUGUGGAUGAUAAAGGAAAGAUAGUAGCCAAAGUUCCCUAUACGAGACGUCCUAUAGUUAAUCCAGCUUUUGCGAAACGAAGCAUAGAUGAGAAGAUGAGCUUCAAAAAGAAACUCAAAGGAAAGUUAGAUAGAAUCAAAAUGCAUGAGAAACAGGCUGAGAGAGAUUAUUUAAAAAAACAUCACUUUGAUGAAGACAGUAUUGAAUUUCACAGAAAUAGUAGAAUUGAUCUCUAUAAGAAAUUAGCACCUCUUAUAACAGCUCUGGGAGGCGACGGUCCUCAGUGCGUUCUUUACAAACUAUGCGAGUCGGCAAAGAUUUCGAAACAGGGUACAUUCCUGCAGGAGAUGCUACGCGUUGUCUUUACGUUACCAAAGGGAAAUUCAGAAGGCGGACACUACGACAAGGCCCAUUCAUCUCAAGACGACUGUCGCUCAUUAUACCCUACCUGUUAUAGUGAUGGUUACAGUUAG
Danaus chrysippus (African queen) is the source of this 810-nucleotide messenger RNA. The record is from the annotation of a GenBank genome assembly. NCBI's taxonomy places the organism in Eukaryota, Metazoa, Arthropoda, Insecta, Lepidoptera, Nymphalidae.